Molecule: messenger RNA, 866 nt
Organism: Hydractinia symbiolongicarpus
Lineage: Eukaryota; Metazoa; Cnidaria; Hydrozoa; Anthoathecata; Hydractiniidae
Exons: 3
Coding region: 78-626 (182 amino acids)
Source: RefSeq, a predicted model, not a curated record
CAUCCAUAUAACAGAAAACAGUCAUCAAAACAGCUUUGGACAAAACUUUUCCAUUGCGUUGAGCUGAAAUACUUAAUAUGUCAAAAAGUGUUGCUAAUAUAUUUGAUGAAUAUCCAAUUCUGGUUGAUCCUGUACAGCUAAUGGAUGAAUCCAACCGUCUUACUUACUUCGAUCUACCAGUUAUGUGGUCUGAAUAUUUUUCGGAAACAAAGGUUAAAACAAUUUUGAAAUUAUCACCACCAAAGACAUUCCGGGUUGAUUCGUUAAUGUCAGCAAUUGAUACAAUCACUGAGAAAACUGAUAAAGCUUCUUUGGGAUCGUUGGCAAUCAUCCUUGUCCCGGCACUACUGAGGGAUGAUGCUAAGUCAUUGUUCUCCAAUUUUGACGUUAAGAGAGAACCUCAAAUAAUGUGUGCCAGUGAGGUGAUCACAAUCGUUGAAGUCGCUUUGGACAAACAGUUCAAGGUUGUCGUAGAUGGAUGCAUUGUAGCAGAGUGUUCAGAAUUCAUUUCUGCCUUUCAAGUUUAUCUGGCAUCGUUAUAUCUUUUUAAUUUAUGUUGUCCUAAGAACCUGACUGCCACAUUAACAUUUUUUCAAAAAGAUGUCCUGAAUUUGCACAAUGAUUAAUCAUUAAUCAAUAGGUUCAAGUGUAAUUAAUUAUAUUUCUUGUACUUUAUAUUUAUUUAAAAAAGAUUUUAUAAGAAUUUAUAUUUAUAAGAAACAAACUUGGAUUCAACAUUGAUGUUUAUUAGUGUUGAACAAAGUUUGGAAGUUAAUCCCUACUUCAUGUUUUAAAAAGAAAGGAUAAUAUUGCUUGAUGUUUUUUUUUUCAAAUUUAUGUAGAACAUUUUUAUAAUAUAUUUUAAA